Messenger RNA from Elephantulus edwardii (Cape elephant shrew), 4488 nucleotides. It is a transcript of the gene KCP, whose product is annotated as kielin/chordin-like protein. The record is from RefSeq and is a predicted model, not a curated record. The transcript has 36 exons. Lineage: Eukaryota; Metazoa; Chordata; Mammalia; Macroscelidea; Macroscelididae. Gene Ontology annotation, molecular function: protein binding. Bases 1 to 4488 code for a protein of 1495 amino acids.
AUGGCCGGGCGCGGGGCUGCGCUGCUGCCUCUGCUGCUCCUCGCGAGCCCGGCGCUGGCCGCGGGGGCCGCGGGUAAGGGGGUGCCGGGGCCUGGGCAGCAAGUGCCUGCCCAUUUCUCAGCCCUUGGGGGGGCCCUCCAGGAGCCGUGGCGCCCCCUGGAGGAGCGGCUGGGACGACUGGAGGCUGAGGUGGUGAAGCUCCAGGGGCAGAACGAGGACCUACAGGCCAGGGUGAAGCAGCUGGAGACCUGUGAGUGCCGACCAGCUGGCCCUCAGUGCUGGGCACUGGGCCGGGCCUGGCCCGACGGGGACCGCUGGGAGCCGGAUACCUGCACAGCUUGUGUCUGCCAGCAUGGGGUUGUGCACUGCGGCCCCAAACCAGGCCUUCUGUGCCAUGGCUGCAGCCACAAGGGUCGGGCCUAUGGCAAUGGGGAGACCUUCUCCCCUGACGCCUGCACCACUUGUCAUUGCCUGGCAGGGACUGUGCAGUGCCAGAGGCCUUCUUGCCCAGACCUCAACUGCCUGGAGAGCUACACCCCACCAGGGGAAUGCUGCCCCAUCUGUUGCACAGAAGGUGACAUUCAGUGGGAGCAUGGCCAAGAGUGGACCCCACCUGGGGACCCCUGCCAGAUCUGCAGGUGCCUGGAGGGCCAUGUGGAGUGCCGCCAGCGGGAGUGUGCCAGUCUGUGCCCGUACCCUGCCCGGCCUCUCCCAGGCACCUGCUGCCCAGUGUGUGAUGGCUGUUUCCUAAAUGGUCGCGAGUACCGCAGCGGAGAGCCUGUGGGCCGAGGGAACACCUGUGUGCACUGCCGCUGCUCUAACGGGAGUGUCCAGUGUGAGCCUCUGCCCUGCCCACCAGUGCCCUGCAGAUACCCAGGCAGGAGCCCUGGACAAUGCUGUGCAGUCUGUGAUGGCUGUGAGUACCAGGGACACCAGUACCAGAGCCAGGAGACCUUCAGAACCCAAGAGAGUGGCCGCUGCGCCCGCUGCGUCUGCCAGGCCGGAGAGGUGUCUUGUGAGGAGCAGGAGUGCCCAGUGGCCCCCUGUGCCCUGUUGGACUCUGGCCCUCAGCUCUGCUCAGCCUGUGUGCUAGACGGAGAGGAAUUUGCCGAGGGAGUCCAGUGGGAACCGGAUGGUCAGCCCUGCACCACUUGUGCCUGCAGAGGUGGGGUCCCUGUGUGUGGGGCUCUGCUCUGCCCCUCAACACCAUGCCAGCACCCUACCCAGUCCUCAGGUGCCUGCUGUCCCAGCUGUGAGAGCUGCACCUACCAGGGCCAAGUGUAUGCCAAUGGGCAGAACUUCACCGACGCAGACAGUCCUUGCCACACCUGCCAGUGCCAGGAUGGGACUGUAAGCUGUUUUGUGGUCGACUGCCCUCCCACCACUUGUUCCAGGCCCCAGAGCAGCCCGGGCCAGUGCUGCCCUCGGUGCCCAGACUGCGUCUUGGAAAAGCAAGUGUUUGUGGAUGGCCAGAGCUUCUCCCACCCCCGAGACCCCUGCCAGGAGUGCCAAUGCCAGGCAGGCCGUGCCCACUGCCAGCCUCGGACCUGUCCCAGGGCCCCCUGCACCCACCCUCUGCCCGGUGCCUGCUGCCAGAACGACUGCAGUGGCUGUGCCUUCGCGGGGAAAGAGUACCCCAACGGGGCCGAGUUCCCCCACCCCUCUGAUCCUUGUCGUCUUUGUCGCUGUCUGAGCGGCAACGUGCAGUGCCUGACCCGCCGCUGCCCGCCACUGCCCUGCCCGGAGCCCGUCCUGCUGCCCGGAGAGUGCUGCCCGCAGUGCCCGGCCCACGCUGCCUGUCCUCGACCUGGGGGUGAGGUCCCUGCCCGCCACCAAGAGCACUUCUCCCCGCCAGACGACCCCUGCCGCCGUUGCCUCUGCCUCGACGGCUCCGUGUCCUGCCAGCGGAUGCCUUGCCCACCCGCGCCCUGCGCCCACCCGCGCCAGGGGCCUUGCUGCCCUGCGUGUGAUGGCUGCCUGUACCAGGGGAAGGAGUUGGCCAGCGGGGAGCGUGUCCCUUCACCCAGUGUCUCCUGUCACGUUUGUCUCUGCUGGGAGGGCAGUGUGAGCUGCGAGCCCAGGGUCUGUGCGCCUGCACAGUGUCCCUUUCCCACCAGGGACGACUGCUGCCCCGUCUGUGAUGGCUGUGAGUACCUGGGGGUGUCCUACCUGAGCAAUCAGGAGUUCCUGGACCCCAGAGAGCCCUGCAACCUAUGCACCUGCCUUGGGGGCUUCGUGACCUGCAGCCGCCGGCCCUGUGCACCCCUGGGCUGCAGCCACCCACUCACCCCAUCUGAGCACUGCUGCCCCACUUGCCAGGGAUGCCUCUAUCAUGGAGUCACUGCCGCCUCUGGGGAGACCUUUCCUGACCCGCUUGACCCCACCUGUUCGGUGUGCUCCUGCCAGGAAGGUUCUGUGCGUUGCCAGAAGAAGCCUUGCCCCCCAGCUCCCUGUCCCCACCCCUCUCCAGGGCCCUGCUUCUGCCCCGUCUGCCACCGCUGCCUCUCAGGGGGUCAGGAGCACCAGGACGGGGAGGAAUUUGAGGGCCCUGCAGGCAGCUGUGAGAGGUGCCGCUGUCAGGCUGGCUGGGUCAGCUGUGUGCAGCUGCAGUGCCCACCCCUGCCCUGCUCACUGCAGGUCACAGAGAAGGGGGCCUGCUGUCCUCGAUGCAGAGGCUGCCUGGCUCACGGGGAGGAGCACCCUGAGGGCAGCAGCUGGGUGCCCCCGGACAACCCUUGCUCAUCCUGCGUGUGUCGCGAAGGAGUCGUCACCUGUGCCCCCAUCCAGUGCGUCAGCUCCUGUGUCCAGCCACUCCAGGGGCCCGGAGAAUGCUGCCCUCGAUGCCCUGACUGUGAGCAUAAGGGUCGGAAAUAUGAACCAGGAGAGAGCUUCCAGCCAGGUGCAGACCCCUGUGACGUGUGCAUCUGUGAGCUACAGGCUGAGGGCCCCCCCAGCCUGCGAUGUCACCGGCGGCAGUGCCCUACCCUGGUGGGCUGCCCUGCAAGCCAGAUUCUGCCCCCUGGACCUGAGCACUGCUGCCCUACCUGUGCCGAAGCGCUGAGUAACUGCACAGAGGGCCUGCUAGGGUCUGAGCUGGCCCCACCAGACCCCUGCUAUACCUGCCACUGUCAGGACCUGACCUGGCUCUGUGUUCACCGGCUCUGUCCUGAGCUCAGCUGCCCUGCGUCAGAGCGCCACAUCCCCCCUGGGAGCUGCUGCCCUGAGUGCCCCGCCCCCUCGCAAUCAUGCAUGCAUCAGGGCCGGGAGGUGGCUUCCGGGGAGCGCUGGGAUGUGGAUGUCUGCAUCAGCUGUUCCUGCGUGGCCGGCACCGUGCGCUGCCAGAGCCAACGCUGUCCACCGCUGUCCUGUGGGCCUGACGAGGCCCCCGCCCUGAGUCCCGGCAGCUGCUGUCCACGCUGCCUGCCCCGGCCGGCCUCCUGCAUGGCCUUCGGAGACCCUCACUACCGCACCUUCGACGGCCGCCUCCUGCACUUCCAGGGCGGCUGCAGCUACGUGCUGGCCAAGGACUGCCACGGAGGGGACUUCAGCGUCCAUGUGACCAACGAUGACCGCGGCCGGAGCGGCGUGGCGUGGACCCAGGAGGUGGCCGUGUUGCUGGGAGGCGUGGCUGUGAGGCUACUGCAGGGCGGGGCGGUCUCGGUGGACGGGCGCCCUGUUGCCCUGCCCUUCCUGCAGGAGCCGCUGCUGUACGUGGAGCUGCGGGGGCAUACGGUGAUCCUGCACGCCCAGCCUGGCCUCCAGGUGCUGUGGGACGGGAGGUCCCAGGUGGAGGUGAGGGUGCCUGGCUCCUACCGAGGCCACACCUGUGGACUCUGUGGGAAUUUCAAUGGCUUUGCCCGAGAUGACCUUCGAGGUCCAGAGGGGCUGCUCCUGCCCACAGAGGCUGCAUUUGGGAACAGCUGGCAGGUCUCAGAGGGCCCAGGGCCUGGCCGGCCUUGUGCUGCCGGCCGAGAGGUGGAUCCGUGCCGGGCAGCUGGUUACCGUGCCCGGCGCGAGGCCAAUGCCCGAUGUGCUGUGCUGAAGUCAGCCCCCUUCAGUCGAUGCCAUGCUGUGGUGGCCCCAGAGCCGUUCUUUGCUGCCUGCGUGUAUGACCUUUGUGCUUGUGGCCUGGGUCCAUCCGCAGACACCUGCCUCUGCGAUGCCCUGGAAGCCUAUGCCAGCCACUGUCGCCAGGCAGGAGUGACGCCUGCCUGGCGGGGCCCCACGCUCUGCGUGAUGGGCUGCCCCCUGGACCGUGGCUUCGUGUUCGAUGAGUGUGGCCCCCCCUGUCCCCGCACCUGCUUCAACCGACACAUCCCCCUCGGGGAGCUGGCAGCCCACUGCGUGAGGCCCUGCGUGCCCGGCUGCCAGUGCCCUGCGGGCCUGGUGGAGCAUGAGGCCCACUGCAUUCUCCCUGAGGCCUGUCCCCCUGUCCUGCUCACCGGGGACCUGCCACCCAGUGCUCUGCCCAGCCCCAGCCAGGGAUAG